GAUCAAGUCCGACAGGAUCCGACCCAUUACUUGCCCUACCAGUUAGCGUCAUCUUUCUCUUUCCCUAUUGCCAGAGCUGUUGCACUGUUUUUAGUUUCAAGAAUCCAUCUUUCAGAGCCCCAUUACAAAAUCAAGCAAAUACCCAGAUAAGAUUUUUUCAGUUUGGAAAAAAAAAAUGGCUGAAAUUUCUGAAGCCGAAGGAAAUAGAGAAGUACCAAUUUGCCCUUCAAUCCCUUCUGGUGAACAAACUGUUUGGGCUGAUGCUUCCUCCCUUCUACACCUCGCCUGCAAUGAUCUUCGAGAUGGAGAGCUCAUGCACGGGGAGAAUUUUAAUCUUUUUGCUGCCAUGUCUGCGUUAGAGAUAAUGGACCCAAAGAUGGAUUCAGGCAUGGUUCGUACAUACUAUUCAGUAGAUGAAGCUAUUGAGUAUGGUGCUGCUCCUAUUCCUUUGAGUUUUGACAAAACAGUUGAUGUUCAACGUACCAUUGAUGUUAUGGAUCAUCUUCUUGCUUGUGAGGCAACAUGGCAUAAGGGUUGUUCACUGGCUCAAACUGUUUUUUCUUGCUUAUACCUUUUGAGGCCUGAUAUAACGUCAUCCCAUGCGCUACUACAUUCAUAUUGCAACGUCAUUCGUGCAACCUGCAAUGCGGUUGUUUCCACAGUCUCAGAUACACGUACAAAUGAAGAAGAAGAUCUCUUCACUAUGACACACGGCCUUCCUCUAAAGGCGGAUGGAGAUGACAAAUGUUUGACGAUGCUUCAUGCAGUUGAAGAAACAAUUGCUCGUCAACUACGGGCUUGUAAAUCUACAUUGUCUAGGAAGAGAGUUACAGAAGAUAUAGAACCAUUACAAAAUAACCCUGAUUUGGAGGAAGGAUUCUGCAAAGCUUUGUUAUGCCGAUUACGUUUUCGUAAGCACUUGUACCAUGUUGUGACAAAUAUGAAGAGACCACAAGGCAGAGGCUUGGAAUUGGCAAAGAAACAUAUUGCUUGUUGCUUUCAAGAGUUGGAUUCUAUGAGUGAAUCAGUAGAAUUCUUGAGGUCUACGGUUGCACAAGGAACACUGGAAGAUGGAACAGAAAAUGAAACAACUGCUUCAGGUUGUCAACCUAUCGGGUUUGAUUCUACUUUGAACAGUAGAUUGUCAGCUCCAACUCCACCUCGUGCUAUCGAGACAAUUAGCUGGAAGAAGGCAGUUGAAUAUUUCCAAAAGCUUCUUCAUGAGCUAGAGAUCAUAUGUUCCUACAAUCUGGAUCCAGUCUUUGAAGGUGUUUUACGAUUUGUGGUUGAAUUUCAAAAGUUUCAACCGGAAUUGGUUGCUAGAGCUCAUCUCCAGCAUUUGCUGAUUCAAGAUGCAAAGCUCUAUGGGCGUGAUCCUGUCUUUGCUGUGAUUUGUAAAGCUUCUUUGUUACCUGAGGUGGCGAAGAACCAUGAUAUUCAGAAGAAUGAAACUCUUGUACAACUUGGGCAGUUAUUGAUCACUUUGCUUCGAGUUCUGUGUACAAAUAUUUCCUGGCAAAGGCGUAAACUUGGAAAGAUUUUGCAAGAUUGGCGCAUCAUACACGUACAGGUUUGAACAGUAUACACUUGUCAAAA
Molecule: messenger RNA, 1596 nt
Organism: Nicotiana tabacum (common tobacco)
Lineage: Eukaryota; Viridiplantae; Streptophyta; Magnoliopsida; Solanales; Solanaceae
Source: RefSeq, a predicted model, not a curated record